This is a messenger RNA of Hypanus sabinus (Atlantic stingray), 2814 nucleotides long. RefSeq names its product SMYD family member 5 (gene smyd5). Bases 28 to 1269 code for a protein of 413 amino acids. The record is from RefSeq and is a predicted model, not a curated record. Gene Ontology annotation, molecular function: histone H4K20 methyltransferase activity; protein binding. Lineage: Eukaryota; Metazoa; Chordata; Chondrichthyes; Myliobatiformes; Dasyatidae. The transcript has 13 exons.
AGGGGUCGGAGUGGAGAGGAGAGAAAGAUGGCGGCUCCCAUGAGCGAGGUGUUCUCGUUGUGCACCGAUCCCAAAGCGGCGGAGUCCCGGCUGGAGGUUCGGGAGGUGGGGGCGAAGGGAAAGGGACUCUUUGCCACUAAGGUUAUCAGGAAAGGGGAGACAAUCUUUGUGGAGCAGCCCUUGGUUUCCGCCCAGUUUCUCUGGAAUGCCUUGUACAAAUACAAAGCCUGUGAUCACUGUAUGAGGUCUCUGGAGACGGCCGAGGAGAACAGUCGAAGACUGUCAGGAAAUCCCAGCCUGAUUCUUCCCCACCCAGAGCAGUGCACCGUCCAGAAGGAGCUCUUUGACACUUGUCCCAUGUGCCUGGUACUUUACUGUAGUGCCGACUGUAAGCAGGCUGCACUGCGGCAGUAUCAUCAGCUUCUGUGCCUUGGUCCCUCGAAGGAUGACCCGCAGCACCCUCUGAACAAGCUAGAGGAAGGAUGGAGGAGCAUGCAUUACCCUCCAGAGACGGCUAGUAUUAUGCUACUGGCCAGAAUGGUGGCCAUAGUGAAACAGGCAAAGGACAAAAGUCGCUGGAUAAGGCUCUUCUCUCAGUUCUGCAGUCGAACAGCCAAUGAGGAGGAGGAGAUAGUUCAUAAACUGAUUGGAGACAAGUUCAAGGGUCAGUUGGAAACGCUACGGCAGCUCUUCACCGAUGCGCUAUACGAGGACAGCAUCAGCCAGUGGUUUUCCCCGGAUGGUUUCCGCUCAUUGUUUGCUUUGGUUGGAACUAAUGGACAAGGGAUUGGCACCAGUUCACUGAGUCAGUGGGUCCACGGUUGUGACGCCCUCGAGCUUCCUGCGCUGCUUCGGGAAGAGCUGGAUGGCUUCAUCGACCAGCUGUACAAAGAUAUCGAGAGAGAGAGUGGAGAGUUUCUGAACUGCGAGGGAUCUGGACUGUACCUUCUGCAAAGCUGCUGUAACCACAGCUGUAUCCCCAAUGCUGAAACGUCUUUCCCAGAAAACAAUUCCCUCCUUCACCUGACGGCACUGCAGGAUAUUCCGGCUGGGGAGGAGAUCUGUAUCACGUACCUGGACUGCUGCCAGCGCGAGCGAAGUAGACACUCACGGAACAAAAUCCUCAGGGAGAACUAUCUGUUCGUCUGCUCCUGUCCGAAGUGCGUGGCUCAGGCAGGUGACCUGGACUUGACAUCAGAAGAGGAGGAGGAAGAGGUGGAGGGUGAGGCGGAGGGCGCUGAGCUGGAGGACGAGAUGACAGACGUUUAAACAUGCACCAGCAGCAGGAGUCCAGCAAAGAGAGUGGAUGAGCAAUCUUUGUAUCAGUAAUGCAAUAACCACACCCAACUAUUCAUCACACAUCAACCAGUCUCUGUACAAUGUACUUGCUCCGCCUCACACCGGUCAACUUACCGGUCUGCUCUCUGGUCUCUGGACUUUGCUGGUUUGAGUGGGCCAGGUUGAGGAGGGAGCUGUGCCCACCCUGGGUAUCUGCUCCUGGCAAUGGAUGAAGCAGGCAGGUCUUGCUGCAGUCUGUGCCAAUGGGCUGCACCCAGUGUUGGGAGGACCCACUGGGAAGGGAUGGCCUGGGGUUACUGUGAGGUCUGUCUCCUUCAGCCGUGGAGGAUCAGACUGGGUCUACUGUGGGAAAGGUACUGGCUUUUGGCAGAACUUUCAUUCAUUAUCAAACUGCUCAAAAAUAAUGUUUAAAAUCGUUUCAACCCACAAUGUGCAUGUGUUUGUUGAAGAGAGGAAUGUGUGAUCGUGUGUGCGCGUGCACAUGCAAGAGGUCGGUAUGUGAUUUAUUUAUUUGGAGAUUGAGCGUGGAACAAGCCCUUCUAGCACAACACAUCACAUCCUCCAACAACCCAUCACAGGACAAAUUUACAAUGACCAAUUAACCUAGCAACCGGUAUGUCUUUUGGACUGUGGGGGGAAACCGGUGCACCCAGAGGAAACUCAUACCGUUACAGGGAGAACAUACAAACUCCUUACUGUCGGGGUUUGACUCUAAACUCCAGUGUCCUGGGCUGUAAUAGUGUUGCACUACCCACUAUUGCUGUGGUGGUGCCCCAGGUGGAUUGUGAGUGUGUCUGUAUGAACAAAAGAGUGCACAAUAUCAUGGCAUCUGUGUUGUGCAGAAGGUACUUCAAUGUUUCAGGGGAGCCCGUAGCUGUCUGAAGGGUUGCCUCCCACCAGGAGUCCCAGAGGCGCUGGACCCUGUGGCCAGCUGGGCCCUCCUUCCACUGAGCGAUGAUCAUCACCAAAUAUGGAGCCAGCCCGUGCGCUGGUUUACACACAGGAUGUUACUGCCCAGCAGCAAGUUCACUACUGACUCAGGUUUCUGUUCCCACACGACUCCCUCCCCGUAAAAAGGGUGCUUGUCAGGGAGAAGUCAUAGAGUGAGAUGGAAACGGUUUGGGGCAGCAGACCGGGCUGUAGGAAAAGGUGCAGGGUGGGGACUCUAGAGCAAGGUUGUUUUGUGUGACUUUACCCUUUUGGUGUGAUCACUCGGGUCAAGUAUGAUGUCCGAAGGGGUUGUCUGUGGUGUGUCCUCAGGUAGCUGUCGAGGCUGAUCGGGAUGCUAGGGUGGAUUCUCUUCAUGAAGAAUGCCUGUGUGACAUUGCCUAACGGGGAGAGGCUGAUGCCCAGUCCUUGACGGGUCAGGGUCAGGGUCAGGGACCGGUGGCACAGAAUGCAAGUGACUCUUCACGCCAUUCUGCCGUGUCAUCAUCUGCCAGCACCACUGCUGAGGUCCUGGUUGGAUCGCUCUUUGUCUGGCACUCUCUACCUGACCUCGCUGCCAUGGGUGAC